Thlaspi arvense is the source of this 2292-nucleotide messenger RNA. The record is from the annotation of a GenBank genome assembly. Lineage: Eukaryota; Viridiplantae; Streptophyta; Magnoliopsida; Brassicales; Brassicaceae.
AAACUUUUCUUUCUUUUCAAUUUCAACAGUUUGCGCUACAAGCUUGCAUUGACUGUUCUAGAGAACGUAUUAAAAGCACAGAGAGCAUCAAUGAGUGUGUCUAUUGAGCAACAGAAACUAAACUGCUUCCCCCUGACUCUGAUCAUAGACUGCUGCACGCCGCAUACGGAAUCUGUCCCAGAGUUUCUUACCAAUCUCAUACUGUCGGAUCUUUACAACCUCCCUGGUGAAUCCGUGCCAAUGAAUCCGGAGAUCUUAAGCGCAAUGAGAGCAGGGAACAGAGCAUCCCUAGUGAAGAUGAGAAGCUGUGAAACACCAAUGGCAUGUCUCAAGAACGAUAAGGGAGAUUCUAUUCUUCACAUUGCUGCUGCUUUUGGUCAUUUCAAACUAGUCAAGAGCAUAAUCUCUGGAUGCCCGUCUCUUCUUUUGGAGCCAAACUGGAAGCAUAAGAUUCCACUCCAUGUUGCUGCUCAUGCUGGUCGUUUAGACGCUGUUAAGACUCUUGUUGCAUCGAUAACAUAUUUUUCAGCUAAGAUAUUGUCUGAGGAAGAGCGGGUGAGAUUUAAUGUAUAUGUUCUCAGAGACAUAGAUGGAGAUACUCCUCUGCACGCAGCAUUGAAGGGAGGUCAUCUGGAGACCGCUCUCUGCCUCGUAAAAGCGAACCAGGUUGCAUCAUUUCUUGAGAAUAACGACGGAGUAUCUCCCUUGUAUAUGGCUGUAGAAGCUGGAGAUCUAGCCCUAGUGAAAGCGAUGUUGGAAGGUCAAAUAUCUAACUUAGCCUCAAAGUUAGAAGGAAGAAAAUCUCUUGUACACGCAGCUUUAAAGGCGAAGAAUAGAGAUAUCCUCGAUGCGAUUCUUAAUGAAGAGCCAAGUCUUGUCAAUGAACGAGACGAAGAUGGAAGGACGUGUCUUUCAUUUGGAGCAUCGGUAGGGUUUUAUAAAGGAGUAUGCAAGCUGUUAGACCGUUCAACGUCAAGCGUAUUUGAGUGCAACGAUGAUGGUUCUUUUCCAAUCCAUAUGGCAGUAGAGAAAGGUCAUGUUGAUGUUGUCAAAGAGAUACUAAAACGCUUUCCGGAUUCGAUAGAGCUGGUCAACAAACAUGGUCAGAACAUCCUUCACAUUGCAGCAAAGAGUGGGAAAGCUAGACCUUUGCUUUUCAAGUAUAUCAAGAGACUUGACAAGGAGGAGAGUCAUUUACUUGAGGAGCAAGAUGAGGAUGGGAAUACACCUUUGCAUCUAGCCACCAUAAACUGGCGUCCUCGAACUGCUAAGGACCUUAUUAGCUUUUCUUCAAAUGCCACCAAAAUCUUAAAGAUACGAAACAAAGAUGGCUUGACAUCACUUGAUAUUGCAGAGAUGAACUUACAAUCCAACUACAUCUUCCGGGAGAGAAUGACAUUGAUGGUCUUGAUAUCUGCUUACAAACCAAAACGUUAUGAAAGGAUACCCGCAAGUGGGAUGACACUAAGAAGCGUAGAUGCUAGCAAGUACAAAGACCGGGUCAAUGCACUCCUAGUGGUGGCAACUCUUAUAGCGACAGUAACAUUUGCCGCAGGUAUUACAGUACCGGGAGGUUUCAACAGCUCGGGCAUGGCCGUUUUAGACAAUAACUUACUUUCUCUAAACUCAAGUAACCACAACUUCGUCUUCUUUGUGGUAUCUGACAUUUUGGCAAUGCUAAGCUCUAUGGUAGCAAUAGUUGCUCUGUUCUGGGCUCAGACCGGAGAUCCAGACCUUGAUGACAGAGCUUUUCAGUUGGCCGUGCAGUAUCUGUCUUUGGCUAUAACCUCCAUGAUAUUCGCAUUUCUUUACGGCGUGCUGGCUACAACAAGCCGCAACAAACUUCUUGUGGUCUUCAUCAACUGUGUACAAGUUCCGUUUUCUUAUCUGCUCUUUUAUGUCCUUGCACCUUAUGUUGGCUCAGGUAUUGGUAGGUCAAUGAAUAUAUGUAUAGGGAUUCUAUUGCGGUUUGUUGAUGAAGACGAUGCUGAAACAUAUCACACCUCUGGCUCUGCUCAAACCCGUGCAUGACCAAAUGAAAAAGAGCCGAAAGUGCCUUUUAAUUCUAUUUGAUUCAGUUGUUGUCGACAUGUAAUUAGCUUUUCUUGGUACAAGAUAUAUCGCAUGUGCUUUAUUUGUGGUUGCCUUGUAGGCUUGUACACACUCUGUUUUGCAAAACAAUGUUCUUGUAUGUAGAGUUGUUUCCACCGUUCGUUAGAAUAUUUUGGCGAGUGGUUACUGGUUAGAGAAUUUAGACCAUACGUUCUACUGACUGAAGAUAUAUGAACUCGU